GAUUAUCGGAGACUGAGAGUGCUUAGACGGUGGCCGUGAAGGAUCGGACGGACUGGCUGAUUCACAACAAUAAGGAGGAUGUGUGGCGUGGUGUGGGACACGAUCGUGGCCCUCGUCCUGACAUGCGUACUGUUAACCACCGCUGACUCGGGCUCUCACCAUCACAUUCAUCCCGGCAACGCCAAUGAAAACAGAUUCCAUGAUUCUGCCGUCGUUCAAGAUGCAGAGCAUAUUAAAGAACACUUGAAAGAUGAAAUCAACGUCGACGAGAAGAAUAUGACAGCGGAAGAACUAGAGUUCCACUAUUUUAAACUUCACGACACGGACAACAACACAAAGCUGGAUGGUUUGGAGAUUCUUCAGGCUUUAGCUCACAUGAUGCCCGCCGAUGACGUCGUACCGCCACUCAAACCGGAAGACACCGCAGGCAAAACGACCGAAGAAAUAAAAAAGAUGGAAGAUGAGCGUCGAGAUAAAGUAUUGGAUUAUUACACAGGGUUCAUCGACCGCGUGAUGGAGGACGAUGAUUACGACAACGACGGCUAUCUGACGUAUAUAGAGUAUGUGUUAGCUCGGCGGCGAGAUGAGCAGCGCUACAAACAGAACCAGGCGCCCAAAAAGGACGAACAUUAACAUCUGUAUGACGAAGAUAUAUGACAAGCAGAUAACAAUCAGUCGGUACUGGCACACUAUCAUUAACCAAAGAAUAAGUCGCGCACCAUAAUCAGUAAUUUUAGGCCUAUAACUGAUUGUGUGCUAUUUAUUCAUUGAUGAUUGAUAUUGUGUUGUCUGUUAUGUCACGAUGACAAAAUUGAAAUGAGCUAUGUGUGUUGGGUGUACAAUAACUGGGAAACAGUGUGUACCUGGAUCCUGCGUUUUCAUAAUGAGUUCUGUAGCGCGCAAAGCGAUUUGAGCACUGAUGUAUAAAAGUUUACAACACUAUAUAUCUGCAAACCUCACGCCCAUCGUGAAAGAACUGUGACAUCGUUAUUUUCAGCAUUCUGAAGCCUGUGGAUUGAGCAUAACAUUGAUUCUUGACAAUGGGUCAGUAUUCCUGGGCAUUUCAAGGUAAGCCUAUUUUAAACGAUGUUGGGCCGCCAUCGUAUAAUUAAUAUAAUCGUAUAAUUAAUAAAUAAGUAAAUAAAUAAACGGGGUUACGGUUAAACGAGCAAUCUAUGAACGCAGUUCAUCCCAGCGUGGCAUUUUCAUCAUCAAUGUGUUUAUAUAAAUUUGGAAUUUCCAUUUGAAGAGCGUCUAUCUUUACGUUCAUGAUUCAACCCUUUACGGCAUGGCCAUUACGACAUGGCUUCCACUGUCGCAUUGAGAUGACGCCACGGAUAUGUUGCCUUGGCAGUCAUGCUGGGACUUUUAUUGGGCAUUUUAGGCUUGCCUCCAGGGCACACGCUUUUGGCAGACUCAUCAACUUUUCUUGUAAAAACUACGACUUUUGGCUCAGGAGCUGUACAGGACUAUAUUUUGUUGUUACAAAUUCUAUAAGUUAAGUCAGUCUAUAAAAUAGUCAGUAAUUUCAUGUUAAGAACUGUUGAAAGUGAAAGAACAUAUUUGCACUAAUGUUCCAUAAACACUUCAGAAAUCGUUUCUGUGUCUACAAAUGUCCUCCGAUUUGCGGCCGCCAGUACUUAAAGCAACAUUUGGUCAUUUGUUUGGAAUAUAUUAACAUGUUUAUUCAAAUAAAACUACAAGCGUCUAAUAGCUGUCGUGAAUGAGUGAUUGAAAGAAGUAUAUAUGUACAACGCCUGACUGCGCAUGACCUGUUCAGUACAUUGAAGUUCUAUAUUGUCAUGUUAUCGGUAUUAUAUGUGUCAUGCUACGCGAGAGAAAAAGAGAUUUGCAGUGAGAUUGGUGGAGUAAGGUUGUGAAUGGCUUCCCUAAUAAAAGUUUAAA
Molecule: messenger RNA, 1905 nt
Organism: Liolophura sinensis
Lineage: Eukaryota; Metazoa; Mollusca; Polyplacophora; Chitonida; Chitonidae
Product: multiple coagulation factor deficiency protein 2 homolog
Exons: 5
Coding region: 79-633 (184 amino acids)
Source: RefSeq, a predicted model, not a curated record